AGUAUCAAUUUCGUAUCGAAAAGUAAAGAGUGUUCGAAAAAAUUAUUUCAUGCAACCCCUCUAAAUGGCAACCUCAUCAAGUGCUACUACAAAUACUACUCUUUGUAGUAUUUUAUAUGCUUUCUUUCUAGCAACGCUAUUUAUAGGUUCACGAGUCGAAGCUAGAGCCUUUUUCGUGUUUGGAGAUUCACUCGUCGACAGUGGCAACAACAACUACUUAGUCACCACCGCCCGUGCUGACGCACCGCCCUAUGGUAUCGAUUCCCCGAACCAUAGGCCCUCGGGUCGUUUCUCCAAUGGCCUUAACAUCGCUGAUAUUAUCAGUGAGAGCAUUGGUGGGAGAGAAUCGCCAUUGCCAUACUUAAAUCCAGCACUAAAUGGGCCAAGACUUUUGGUUGGAGCCAACUUUGCUUCUGCUGGUGUUGGAAUUCUUAACGACACCGGAGUGCAGUUUGUGAAUAUAAUAGGAAUAUCUCAACAAUUGACAAACUUCCAACAAUAUCAACAAAGAGUGAGUGCAUUGAUUGGAGUAUCGGAGACACAAAGGCUAGUAAAGGAAUCUUUGGUCCUGAUUACAUUGGGAGGCAAUGAUUUUGUUAAUAACUACUAUUUGGUGCCAUUCUCCGCUAGGUCCCGACAAUUUGCUAUUCCCGACUACGUCCGUUAUCUCAUCUCCGAGUACCAAAAGAUCUUGUUGAGACUCUACGGGUUGGGAGCCAGAAGAGUACUAGUAACCGGAACGGGCCCACUCGGCUGUGUCCCAGCCGAGCUAGCCAUGAGAAGCAGAAACGGCGAAUGCGCGACCGAACUCCAACGAGCCGCAUCCCUUUUCGACCCGCAACUAACCGACAUGCUUCUAAGGCUUAACUCACAAAUAGGCAGCAAUGUGUUCAUUGCAGCAAACACGCAGCUAAUGAACAACGACUUCAUCAGAAAUCCACAGGCCUUCGGGUUUACUACGUCUAAGGUAGCAUGUUGCGGGCAAGGCCCGUACAACGGGCUCGGGCUUUGCACGCAGCUGUCGAAUUUGUGUCCGAACAGAGAUGUGUAUGCAUUUUGGGAUGCUUUUCAUCCUUCUGAAAGGGCUAACAGAUUGAUUGUUGACCAAAUCAUGACUGGCUCCCUUCAGUACAUGAACCCUAUGAAUCUCACCACCAUUAUGGAACUUGAUUCUCACUUUUCUUAAUUACUAUAUUUAAUUAUAAUAUAUAUGUUUUUUUUAUAAAACAUGUUUGAAGAUUUAUUUCUUGUGUGUGUAAUAAGAUGUUAAAUUGAUGUAUUAUUAUUAGGCAAGUUUAUUCAUUUUCAUGCUUCUUUUUU
Erythranthe guttata (spotted monkey flower) is the source of this 1320-nucleotide messenger RNA. Its product is annotated as GDSL esterase/lipase LTL1. The record is from RefSeq and is a predicted model, not a curated record. Lineage: Eukaryota; Viridiplantae; Streptophyta; Magnoliopsida; Lamiales; Phrymaceae. Gene Ontology annotation, molecular function: hydrolase activity, acting on ester bonds.